This is a messenger RNA of Stegastes partitus (bicolor damselfish), 354 nucleotides long. RefSeq lists its product as uncharacterized. Lineage: Eukaryota; Metazoa; Chordata; Actinopteri; Pomacentridae. The transcript is spliced from 2 exons. The record is from RefSeq and is a predicted model, not a curated record. Bases 1 to 354 code for a protein of 117 amino acids.
AUGGAGGACACCCUCACCUGCAGCCAUGCCACCUUCUCCCAGGUGUUUGGACGUCAGGGACAGCUCAUGCAAGCCACCGUCCAGUCUCUGAACAGCCUCAACGACCAGAUCGCUCAGUUCAUGGUGACCCGACCUUGCAGCCUGACGGACGAGGACGAGGCCUUCAUGCCGGGCGAGAGGGACACCUUGAGGAAGUCCAUGACCCUGAUGAGACACCUGCUCGUGGACGCUCAGGUACAGCCGCCUUCCUCCCAACGAGGUCAUUCAGCGGGCGCUUGUUCCUCUAAUCAGAAUCAGAAUGAAACUACUAAUAAUGCAGAGCCCAGAGGGAGACGACGCAGCCCGGAUAGAUAA